Messenger RNA from Lolium rigidum, 1234 nucleotides. RefSeq lists its product as uncharacterized. The transcript has 5 exons. NCBI's taxonomy places the organism in Eukaryota, Viridiplantae, Streptophyta, Magnoliopsida, Poales, Poaceae. The coding region runs from base 209 to 1000 and encodes 263 amino acids. The record is from RefSeq and is a predicted model, not a curated record.
CGGUCGUACACACACGUCGAUGUUGCGGCCGAUACGCCGGCGGGAUCUGCUCGGUAGGCCGGCAACUGCACGUCUCCAAUAGACGUGGCUGGUUCACGUCCCUGUCGUUGGUAGACAUGCCGCGUUUUCCGUCGGAUAUGAGCGGCUCCGCGGCCGGUGGCCGGCAGUGGGACUUGCGGCUGGGGACCUCUCCGGACGCGUCCUGGCCAUGGCCGCCACAGAUGAGAGGGAGGCGGGUCACACCGUCCAAGAGAGGGAAGAAUUGACGCCGCGGAAGAGGGACCCAAUAGAAGAGCAGUGCCUCCGCGAUCCCAACGAAGGGACGGCUCGAUUCCAGGUCAUUGAGGCUGACGAGAAGAGAGGAAGGAGCAGAAGUACCAGAGCUCCGGGUGCGGCCGUGCCGUGGUGGGGUGGCAAGCUGGGUAUUGGAGUCGGCCGUGAAGCAGCUCGGUGGGGAAUACAGAGAGAAUUUCUUGCGAUGUGGUGUGACAUUAAUUUGCUUGAUGCUUUUGGAGAUGUCAGUGGUAAGGCUGUAGUAACUAUGUGUGUGUUGCAGACUAGAGUACUAAGAAAAGGGGAGGGCAAGAUGCUUCGCCUUGAUGGGUCAGACAUAAUUUGUUACUCUACAUAUGAAUAUGUGGAAGGAUACUUCGAUGGAAAUCACGCAGAUUAUGAUCUAAAUGAUGAAGUUGCUGACAUCUACACUGAGCUGUUGGCCGGCACUGCCCAGACUACAUACCUGACGAAGGUGAUCCACCGAUUGUGGUGGCAGGUGAUGCUCGGACACCACCGUCACCUCUCGCUCGCACCUCUCUGCCGAGGCCGCUGUACGAUAUCGGCAACAAACGAUCGCGCGUGGGUAGAGACCGCCCGAGUGCAUGCACCGACUGGAGAAUUGGCCUGCUACAGCCAGAGGGCGUCCUCGAGUAGAAUGUUUGCCGCCGUACACCCGCACGGAACACGCAUAGCAUUCCGCCGUCACCAGAUUGGGGUCUCCUAGAACGCCAGAUGCUCGUGAUGAUGCUCGGAGGCGUGUCCAUGCGAGGAGUCCUCCUUGACACACACAUCUUACUAGAUUUAUUCUUUGUGUUCAGUAAGAUAUAUUAGUCAGGUUUUGGUUUGUAUUUAUAUUGGCUUCGUAAGGGAAUAGUUAUGUUUCAUAAUAUAAUAUGUUAUAACAAACAAUAUACUCGGUUGUAGUAAGAACUUGUUAUUGUUGGAAGGAAGGAGUAAU